Daldinia vernicosa is the source of this 1763-nucleotide messenger RNA. Its product is annotated as putative eukaryotic translation initiation factor 3 subunit 6. Gene Ontology annotation, molecular function: translation initiation factor activity. The transcript is spliced from 2 exons. The record is from RefSeq and is a predicted model, not a curated record. Gene Ontology annotation, cellular component: eukaryotic translation initiation factor 3 complex; nucleus; cytoplasm. Bases 157 to 1449 code for a protein of 430 amino acids. Lineage: Eukaryota; Fungi; Ascomycota; Sordariomycetes; Xylariales; Hypoxylaceae. Gene Ontology annotation, biological process: translational initiation.
CCUCGUCAAACCAAGCCACAUGCGGCCUGAGGAAUAACUCGCUGCCCCUCCAAACAAUUACAUUGGUGAUAAUUUUUAACCAACUUUAUCGGCCUCAAUAUUUUGGAGUCAACCUUCCGCCGUAAACAUCCCGAUAUACAAUAUUACGCAGUCAAUAUGGCCGAAUACGAUCUUUUACCCAAGUUGAUCGGUCACCUUGACCGUCACCUUGUAUUCCCCCUCCUCGAAUUCGCAGCCGGCCAACUCCCCGAGGACGCCGAUGAUGCCGCGGUCCUUGCUAUUACAAAAGCCAAAUAUGAACUUCUUAAGACGACAAAUAUGACCGAUUUCGUCGGAAACCUUAAGGCAGAACUCGAUGGUCUAGAUCAACCACCUGCAGAGUUUAACGACAAGCGACAAAAAGUUAUCUCGCGUCUAGAACAGUUCGAGGAGAGCACCAGCAAGCUCGUCGAUUUACUAGGCCGCGAAGAUGUUGUCGGAAACUUGCGUAGCGACAAGGUGGCUAACCUGGAGUUCCUAAAAAAGGACCAUGAUGUCACCAUCGAAAUGGUUAACGCGCUCUACGACUUUGGCAACUUCCAGUACAGCUGCGGUAACUAUGCCGCCGCUGCUGAUCUUUUAUACCAGUUCCGUGUGCUUUCUACGGAUAAUGAUAAGGUGGCUGCCGCGACGUGGGGAAAGCUCGCAUCUGAGAUUCUCACCACAAAUUGGGAGGGUAGCGUGGAGGAACUGAACAAGGUUAAGGAGAACAUUGACACCAAGUUGUUCAACAACCCCUUGGCCCAAUUGAGUCAACGUACCUGGCUUAUCCACUGGGCCUUGUUUCCUCUCUUCAACGACGAUCGCACUCGCGACACAAUUCUAGAUCUGUUCUUCAGCCCCGCUUAUAUCAACACCAUCCAGACCAGCUGUCCCUGGAUCCUUCGUUACCUCACUGCUGCCGUUAUUACAGGUCGCAGCCGAGCUCGGAACUCCGGUCAGUACCAGAAGCAGCUCAAAGAUAUUAUACGCAUCGUUAAGCAGGAGGCGUACGAGUACAGCGACCCUGUGACCGACUUUGUGCGAGCGCUCUACAUUGACUUCGACUUCGAGGAAGCGCAACGGCAGCUUUCCCUCGCUGAGGAGAUCUUGCGUUCUGACUUCUUCCUAUUCUCCACCGCCGAUGCCUUUGUUGACUCUGCGCGACACCUUAUCUCUGAGAGCUACUGCAAGAUCCAUGCUCGCAUCGAUAUCAAGGACCUAAGCGCACGUCUAGGUCUCGGUGAGGACGAGGGUGAGAAGUGGAUCGUGAAUCUUAUCCGUGAUACCAGAGUUGAUGCGAAGAUUGAUUAUAAGGAGGGCACAGUCGUUAUGAACCACCCCCCGAGCUCUGUUUACCAGCAAGUCAUCGAACGCACCAAGGGAGGUUUCUUCCGUACACAGGUGCUCAGCGCAGCCGUCGCAAGAUAGGAGCCGAGUGAUGGUGAGACAUGUGACGAUUAACAAUGGAUACCCAUUAAAUUAGACAUGAUAAUGCGCGCCGGUGGAUCAAAAGCAAGAGAGCAAAAGAUUCAUGGGACUUAUAUCGACGGCAUGCAUCAACGGCGUUUUUGGGGUUUCUGGUACAGCCAAGUGUACUUGGCGGUAAAUCUGUAAGGUAGCAUGGAUUUACAAAAAGAACAAAUUCUUUUAUUUUAUCUCUUCGCCGGCUCGUCUUACCAAAUGUGCUUAAAACACCCCACGUCUUCAGCGUAUGAGAUGAAAGUAUUAUGUGUAAAUUGGGG